AGAUACAAAAGAAAGGGGAUUGGAAACGAAAUUUUUACGAAAUUUUUGCGUGAAGCAUUCCGCGUUAUAGGGCGUGGCUAAAACUACAAAGGAUUAUAUUUAUAGUCAGCAUGCUCAUUACCAGUCUUGACUGCUCUACAAUGUGCUGUACAUAGAAACAGUGAAAUUGAUCAUUUUUAAUGUUGAUUUUUCUAAAAAGUAAAGAGAAUUUAGCUCUAAAAAGUCGACUAAGCCAUGCAGCCACUAUUACUAGACAAAUAAAUGCUAUGCAAGAAGAAAUAGCCUUUACUAUGAAGUCGUAGGAGGGACAGGCCCGUGGCGUGUCUAAAAGUAUACUAAAGCAGUUUGAAGGACUAUACUGCAAACGUUUAUGAACAGUACAGCUUAUCUAUAGCAUGAAGCCAUUCUAUGUAGCACUUAGAUACAUAAUAACCAAGUCAAGCAAUGUCCUUUGCUGUUUUGACUUCACAGGAGGGACAGAGAAAAGUUGACAUAGAGUAAUUCAAGCUAAACUCAAAAAAAUUGGAAACAGAGUAAAGACAACGGACUUAGAGCUUGUCAGUGGUAUAAGCUUACUUCUCUCAAGUAUCUCCCAGGCCCUGAGUGAUCUCUAGUGGAUAGGAGAGCUAGAAACCAGGGAUAUAAAACUUUUCCAUGUAAUUAUUUGCGAGCGCAAUAAUUACACGGAGUGCUUCACCGGAUGUCAGUCCUUUUACAUAGGGCGUGGGCGGUCGUUUCCAAUCCCCUUUCUUUUGUAUCUCUGCUUGUACAUAGUAUUUUAACAAUGUUGACCCUAUAAACCAUGAUGCUGCUCUCUCAUCUCUCAAUCUCUGCACUAACUAUCCUGCUAUCCCUAAUCAUCCUUGCCACGACCUCCCCAGACUCUAGUUCAGAUGAUCAGAGAAAAGCUUUGGGAGAGAACAAGUUCCAAGAACUACAAGAGAAGACAGUGAGCAGCUCGUGUUGGAAAGAUGCUGUGGCCAGACUCAACACAACAUGUAAGAAGAUUACUGAUGUGGAACAAAGUCGAUUAGCCGUGGCGUUUGCUAAUUGUCAUCUGGCGAAAUCUGGACGCCAAGUCUAUCACUGCAGCGACACCACGACGAUCCGAGAGUGUACAGGAGAUAUGGACACUGUUGCGUUUCAAGCAUACACGGAAUUUUUCACACACACUGGUCACAUUUGUUAUUUUUUACAAAACGAGAUUUGGCAGGAUCGCACUGAUAGAACUGUUUCUAAGCUUUCGGAAGCUUCAGAGGAAGCUGUGAAGAAACUCGAAGAAUCUCUUGACUUUCACCGUGAAAUGGAAGUCAAACAAACCCAGGCCUUGGACAAUCAGGCAGCCAUUAUAGACCAAGACAGACGAAUAGCUUCAUCACUUGAUGACACCAGGAGGAGUAUGGAUCGUCAUUUCGAUGAUGUCAACGAAAUGGCACAGAAACAAAAGCUGCUAUUGGCAGAUAUGUUUGGCACACUGCAAGACUCCAUAGAGAGUGUCCGUUAUCUAAUGUCUCUCUUCCUGAUUGAAUUUGUGGGCUAUGAAACUUUUGCAGUUUUCGUUGUAUCUUCGCUGGUGAUUCUGUUUCUACCUCGGUUUGGUUACAGUCGGUUCAAGCUCUACCUGCUGCUGUUUGGAGAGCUGGUUGUCGAGGUGAUCGUGAGGAGGUUGUUUGGUUACCUUGUACUGGGGGGAGGGGCUGGGAGCAGACCACCACCUGAGGCUAUGGAGACCCUCCACAGCUACCUGUGGUAUUGUCGCUACAUUGCAUUCUUUGCUGGGAUCAUUCUCUAUAUGUGGGAGUGGCUAUCUUAUCGAGACCACACCCUCCUACUGACGGAGCUCCAUCAGAACACUGACCUCAUUAUGGCACGACUCGGAAUCAAGUCUCCGUUAAAUCAAAAGAGAGCUAGCAGCUCGGUUGCUAUGCAUGGGGUCCAGCCGGACAUGCAGGGGGGACCACCCCCUCCCAAUAGACACAUCAGUUCCCGUGGAGGCAGCAAAGAGAAAGAGAUACCUGCUGAUGUCCAGCCCUCUGGGUUAACGAGCAGGGACGUCCCCACUGACGCUACUGAUGGGUGUACACCCAGUGUGACCGUUGAUGGGUGUGGUUUCAGCAAGAGGAGAGCGGAGCAGCAAGUAUACGCACCAACUCCAAUAGCGAGGGGAGGGGGAUCAACCGCCAGCCCAUAUCUCUUUGAACCAAUACCAGGUUUGCCCCCUCCGAUUGGUCAUCCCCGUUCCCCGUACACCAACGACCGGAUAUCGCAAUACAUUGCAGGUCUCCCCGCAGAAUUUGAACCCCCUGGUGAGCAGUCCUUCGCCUCGACUGCCGUCAACCCGGCCGACUCUGACAACGACCAAUCCAAUGACACUUUGCCCGUCUUCGAGAGUGAGUCACCAUACACCAGAUCACCCCUCAAGAGAUCACCAGUUUCUGCUAAGAACAAGAACAAGAAUGCAGUCGGAGGGUCUAGUAGGCGUGUCCUCAACAACUGGCUUGGCAAUGUUUCCCCUGGCAACCGAGAAUGGGCGGAGUCAGAGAAGGAAGUGGCCGAAGAGAAAGCCAUGAAAUCAGACAAGCUAAACACUUCCAAGUCCACUCUGGAAGGAGAGCGCUUUCGUCGCUCCGAGUUCCUGGUCACACCCACUAUGACCACACCCACUGUACAGAGACGAAGGACACUGCAGGCUCCCUCUCCAGCGGAUACCCCUCGUCGCUACAACCUCCGCUCCCGCACUCCCAGACAAACACCAGCGACCAACAAAUGACCAUGCACCGGCAGCCACACCCCUCACUGCUACGUACAUACAGGUUCUGCGAUAUCAAACUCUGCAUGCACAUAAUUAUUCACUUGUCAUUGUGUUGCAUUUUUAGCAGUUUUAAAGGCAUUAAUAAAAUAAUUGUACAUGUAUUGCUAUACCUAGCUAGCUACUACUUUCUGUAAUACAGGAUGAUUUUAUUGUUGAAAAUUUUUGGCUGGCAAUAA
Messenger RNA from Halichondria panicea, 2988 nucleotides. RefSeq lists its product as uncharacterized. The transcript is spliced from 8 exons. The record is from RefSeq and is a predicted model, not a curated record. Lineage: Eukaryota; Metazoa; Porifera; Demospongiae; Suberitida; Halichondriidae. Bases 803 to 2770 code for a protein of 655 amino acids.